This is a messenger RNA of Venustampulla echinocandica, 1014 nucleotides long. RefSeq lists its product as uncharacterized. Bases 1 to 1014 code for a protein of 337 amino acids. The transcript has 3 exons. The record is from RefSeq and is a predicted model, not a curated record. NCBI's taxonomy places the organism in Eukaryota, Fungi, Ascomycota, Leotiomycetes, Helotiales, Pleuroascaceae.
AUGGGCAGUCUCGCAUCAGAAGCUCCUUCAGACUGGGUGCUCUCAGAGGAACAGAAGGCUCACUUCCUCGAGCAUGGCUAUAUAAAAGUGCCCGCCUGCUUUACUCGAGAAGAAGCCGCUACCUUCAGCAAAAACCUAUGGCCUCGUCUCAGCAUGUCCCCGACUGACAAAUCCACCUGGACCGGUGGAGAACGCAUUAAUAUGCCAUGGCAUAACCACAUACCGGUUGAGGAGUUCGCACCCAAGGCAUGGAGUGCAAUGUGUCAGUUGCUUGGCGGAGAUGAGCGUAUCGCCGACGGCAUGUGGAGGAGUUGGAGCGAUGGAUUCAUUGUUAAUUUCGGGAAGGAGGAGUAUGCAGCCGAUGCGGCGAAGCGGGAGAGUGGCAAGGAUAGAGGAGAGGAGUUGAGGGAGCUGGAUAACUGGCAUAAUGAUGGGGAUUUUUUUGUGCAUUUUUUGGAUAGUCAGGAGCAAGGAUUAUUAGUUAUACCACUUUGGAGCGACAUUGAGCCAAGAGGAGGCGGAACGGCUCUCGCAUGUGAUGGCAUUAAAUAUAUCGCACAGCACUUGUACGAGCAUCCCGAAGGCGUAACACCUUGGAUGCGGUCGGUAGACGACCCUACACAUGAUAGCUACGAAGGCCGCGAUUUCUGGCAAUCUCUUGCUGCUGAUAAGUCAAAAGUCCGCGGCUCGAGUAUUGUCGAGGCCACCGGCCAAAUCGGAGACGUAUUUUUUCUGCACCCUCUCAUGUUGCACUCGGCAUCGAAGAAUGAGCUACGCAACCUGCGCAUUAUCACGAAUCCGCCUGUCUCGUUGAAGGAACCAUUUUGCUUUGACCGUGAGGAUCCUAGUCAUUAUAGUCUCGUGGAGCAGAAAACGCUGAGGGAUUUGGGCAAGCCCGAGGGAUUAAAGGGCUGGAAGAUUUCAAAGGAGCGGAGGGAGUGGAUUCCUGAGAGGGUAAAGAAUAUGGAUGCUAUGAAGAAGAAAGAGUUGGAGAGACUGAAUAGUGGUUCGUGA